Molecule: messenger RNA, 968 nt
Organism: Alosa sapidissima (American shad)
Lineage: Eukaryota; Metazoa; Chordata; Actinopteri; Clupeiformes; Clupeidae
Exons: 6
Coding region: 189-815 (208 amino acids)
Source: RefSeq, a predicted model, not a curated record
CAGAAAAAGAGAGAGUGAGUGAGAGGGAGAGAGAGAGAAAGAGAGAGAGAAAAAGUGAGUAAGAAGUACAAAAGGGCCGGGAAUAAGAAGGGUGUGUCGGCAGGCGUGCAUGUCUGAAGGAAAACGAGAUCGGACAGCAGCGACUGAGAGAGACCAUCCGUGGCUGCCGAGCUCAUCACUCCACCGCCAUGCGUGGGACGCUGCAGAGAGGGCUGCUGGUGGCCCUGCUACUCCUGGCGACGGUCGUGUCCUGGGGCCACGCGGCGACUGCACUCACCCCCAACUGUGUUCCCCGUGAACUCUGCAUGGACACCGACGCGCUCCAGAAGUUGGCUCAGACCGUGGCGCACAACAUAAGUUCAGCACAUAAUUGGAGAAUUCUUCUCAACAUGAAUCAAUUUAUGCAAAUAAGAAGAUGGCGAAAUCUUCAUGGCUGUGUCAUGUUCCGAGUUGUUAGCUUCUAUGAGCGUGUUCUCCGGGAGAAGCUGGGCCUUAAAGAGAACGAAGACGUUGGCGAUCACAGGGGUCCACUCGUAGACCUUAUGGGGCUCAUGCAACACCUGGACGACUGUGUCCGUGUGGAUGAGGGGAAGUGUGAAAGAUUGGAUGAGAAAGCUGAAAAGAUGCCACUUAUUGAGCUAUCAUCUACCAAAAAAAGGACACCAAAACAGUGGGCAAUACUACAGAUUCAGCAUCUUAAUGAAGCCAUAAAAAAGAUCAGUGAAGAGGACACCAUAAACAAGGCGCUAGAUGAGCUGAAGCUUCUCCAUAACUACAUCAGAGGACGCGGCGUCCGCAAAUGGUCAGAUGACUAAAGAGAUGGAAGCCAUCUUGUCCAGCUCAUUUUAGCUAAUAAGUGCAGUUGUGAAGUAUGCGACACUUUUCUUUAUCCCUCUGUGCCUGUGUUUAGCAGUGAAAUGCAGGUACCUGUCUUUUAGUAAGCAGCAGCAAACCACUCAACACUUAAA